AAGGCCAAUUAAAAGAAAAUGCUCGGACAAUAUGAUAAUGAAUUACAACCAAAGUUAAUGCAUGGACAUAACCUCCAUAUAUGACAGGGGGAAAAUCUGAUGAAUUUGCAUCACAUACUUUUUGAAUGAGAAGCCAUCAAACACUCUAAAACAGAUUGGUUAAAACUACUAAUCUUGUAGCACAUAUUGGUCAAUUUAACUAAGACAUUGGUAGCAAUUAAACAAAUACAUUGGUUAUCAAACAACUAAUAUCAUUGGUUAAGCACAUUGGUUGAUUUAACUAAGAUUUCAGCCUGUGAGAUCACGUUGAAUGAAGAUUAGUUAAACAUUUAACUAAGAAAGAUUAGUCAAUUUGACUAAUGUGUUAGUGGGACACGUGUUACCCAAUCGAAUGGUUAAAACAACUUAUUAGAUUGGUCAGUUUUCCAACUAAUGAAAAUUGGUUGAAAGUUCAACUGAAGUCUAAUUGAAAAAUUUAGCUUAUUAUUCGGACACAUAUUACACGAUCACAUUGGUUAAAUUUGACUCUUUUUCUGUUUUUAUGUGAUGAUGUCUUUUCACAUAGCCUAAUGAAUUUAUAGCCAUUUUCAGAGCUUUGCAGAGGGGAAAUUACACAAGAUGUAUCUGAUCUGAUUGGAUUUUUUAAUUCAACAGGAAAAUGUGCUUCUCUAUUCACAUAGUUUCACUAAUGUGAGUGGAAUACCAUAAACAGCCAAUAAUGUUGCAAGUUGAACAUAAGGGAUUGUUCACCACAAUGCUUAAAAUUGAAGCUUCAAAGGGCUGUAGUUGUGAAACCAUAAGUGAUACAGAUAUACUAUUACUAUCUUUAUUAAGAUUUAAGCAUAGUUUUAGUCUAUGAUCACUUUUGUCGGAGAGGGUCACCUGCCAAAUUGAGCUGAUGAAAUUGGGUGAUUUCACACGGAAUGGCCCAUUAAUCUUAUACAGUAUAUCCGUCCUAUAUGUAUAUCCAUAUCUUUUAUGUAUAUCCAUCUUAUCUAUCUUUGUCUGCUUCAUCUGUUUCGCUUUCAUUUCUCCCUAACUGGGUGGGUUACUGGUAGUGAGCAGUUGACAACGCCAGCAUCGAAGACCUCAUAACGUGAGCCUUGAUUGGGAAGUUAUUGUCUUUUAAGCAUUUUAUCAUGGCAAGAUAUAUUCCCCUAGAAGAUGAUGAGGCCAAUGUUGUGGAUCAGUGUGAGCAGGCCUUACGCACAGCCGUGCACAGCAAAUUUGGUUGCAGUGUUAUCUUGCAUGGAAUGGAUGCACCCUCCGGGCACAGCAGCAGAAGGGAUUCUCAUUUAUCUUUAGUGGAACUGGGCCAAGUGACACUGCACAUCAGCAAAGGACACAUUGAAAAGCAAAAGACGAAGAUUAUUGUGAACUCCACCGGUCUUGACCUGGAUUUGUCCAGAGGGGCUGUGUCCAAUGCCAUCCUACAGGAAGCUGGCCGAAGCCUUCAGGACGAGGUUUCAAAGUACUGUCAGAUGUGCAAUUUUGGAGAUGUACUGGAAACUAAAGGAUACAACCUACAUUCGAAAUUUGUGUAUCAUGUGCUUUGUGUACCAAAAGGGACGCGUGGGUCCAAGACAGCUCAACAGAUUCUCAGUGAUGUUAUCUCAGAGUGCUUGAACAAGGCAAAGAAAGACAGCUGUACAUCCAUUGCCUUUCCUGCAAUUGGAUGUGGUGUGCUGAACUUCAGGAAAAGUGAGGUGGCCGGUAUUAUGACAGAAGCAGUGAAACAGUUUUCCCGGUCAUACAUGGGAUCCCAGAUGGAUGUACACUUUGUGAUAUUCCCCUCAGAUGAGGAUACAUUCCAGGCUUUUGCAGAAAAACAUGCAUCUCUGCAGCACUCAAAGCUUUCUGCCAGCACUUCACAUAUGGGCAACGUUGGAGACAUCAUUCCCAUUCCAUCAAUUGAGAUCCGGGCCAAUUCUUCUGAGGAACGGCGUGCUGCCAAGAGAUGGAUAAAUGACGUGGUGAACAUACUCAGAGACAACAAAACUGACCACAGCAUGACAAAUAACUACGUCCAACAUUUUGGCCCACAAGAGAAUAAGGACCUCAUGUCCCUUCAAGACAAAUUCCAGGUGGGGCUCCAGGUGUUCUUCACUGAUGGCCAGGCGGGCAUCAAAAUCAUGGGAACUCCCUCAGGAGUCACUGCUGCAGUUUUGGAGGUGGAGGCCAUGUGCUGUAAGGUACAAGCAGAGCCACGGUUCAUGAAGCAUGCUCGUACAGCACAAAAUGUCACCUUGCUUCCGUACCUGGCGAAACCACUGCAACACAUCCGUGGUCACCCAAAACAGCAGAGAGCUGUACAUCCUCUCUCCCAACAAGGCAAAGAGCCACGGUUCAUGAAGCAUGCUCAUAGGCCUACAGCACAAAAUCACACCUUGCUUCCGUACCUGGCGAAACCACUGCAACACAUCCGUGGUCAUCCAAAACAGCAGAGAGCUGUACAUCCUCUCUCCCAACCAGGCAAAGGUGACACCAGUGUUCCUGAUAACUGGGAUGACAUGACACUGAACUUGCGGUGCCAGGUGUUUCCCCUGAAAAAUAACAGCCAGGAAUAUGUCACUGUUCAGAAUCUUUUCCUUCAGUCUUGCUGUAAUAAUACCAUUGUGAAGAUUGACAGAGUCCAAAUCCCGUACCUGUGGAAACACUACGAAAUCAAAAAGCAAGCCAUGGAAGCUAAAAAUGGCCACAAAAACAAUGAGAGGCAGCUGUUUCAUGGAACCAGCCAGCCAACCAUAAACCACAUCAACCACAAUGGGUUUAAUCGCAGCUAUGCUGGCAAAAAUGCUGCUGCGUACGGCAAUGGCACCUACUUUGCAGUCAAUGCCAGAUAUUCUGCAAGCAACACCUACUCAGUUCCAGAUGCUCUGGGACAAAAGUACAUGUACCUGUGUCGAGUCCUCACCGGCGACUUCACAACGGGGCGUCAGGGAAUGAUUGUCCCCCCCGCAAAAACCUCCACCACUGCCGACCUCUAUGAUACUGUAACUGAUAAUCCUGGUGCACCAACCAUGUUUGUCGUCUUUAAUGACAAUCAGGCAUAUCCUGAGUAUUUGAUCACCUUUAAAUGAGGUACCAAAGGGACACAUUUGUAUCCAAGAUUUCACCUGUUCAUUGGUUGUUUAUCCUUUUCAGCUUUUUCUCCUGGGUUAGGGUUAGGGUUAGGGUUACCUUUGCUGCCUUUGCUGUGGAAGUAUUUACACAAUAGCUUAUAACUGACAAAUGAAGAGAUUUCUUUAAACAGUUUAAUAGUUUAGGAACUGUCUGUGGUCAAUCAGGUUUCAACAAGAGCUAAAUCCAAACUGAGUUUGUUAUUGUAGAAAGGUUUUCUGUUCCUGCAGGUAUUCAAUUGUCAUUUUUACUACUCUAUGUCGUCUUCUAUCUGGGAAACUGCUUGGUAUACCAAUUUCCACCAAUUCAAAUCAAAUGCACAAGUAAACAUAAAUGAUUGUUUAUAACUCGAUCAUGGUAUUUAAAGUUAAUAAAUAUUGU
Molecule: messenger RNA, 3501 nt
Organism: Sardina pilchardus (European sardine)
Lineage: Eukaryota; Metazoa; Chordata; Actinopteri; Clupeiformes; Clupeidae
Product: protein mono-ADP-ribosyltransferase PARP14-like
Exons: 11
Coding region: 1140-3080 (646 amino acids)
Biological process (GO): negative regulation of gene expression; protein poly-ADP-ribosylation
Cellular component (GO): cytoplasm; nucleus
Molecular function (GO): NAD+-protein mono-ADP-ribosyltransferase activity; transcription corepressor activity; NAD+ poly-ADP-ribosyltransferase activity
Source: RefSeq, a predicted model, not a curated record